Vitis riparia (riverbank grape) is the source of this 1011-nucleotide messenger RNA. RefSeq names its product NDR1/HIN1-like protein 10. Gene Ontology annotation, biological process: defense response to other organism. NCBI's taxonomy places the organism in Eukaryota, Viridiplantae, Streptophyta, Magnoliopsida, Vitales, Vitaceae. The transcript has a single exon. The coding region runs from base 89 to 769 and encodes 226 amino acids. The record is from RefSeq and is a predicted model, not a curated record.
UCAUCUCUCCUAAUUUCAUCGAAUCCCAUCUACGCAUCUUUCUCUUUUUCUCCACUGCGUACUUGUUUGUCUGUUGUAGUCUUAUACCAUGGCUGACGUUGAGAGACAAACAUUGAAUAAAGGCUACUAUGGCCCCUCAAUUCCUCCAAAAUCACGAUCCUACCACAGCCACGGCCGAGGCAGCGGAUGCGGCUGUUGCUGCUGCCUCCUAGGCUUUUUGCUCAAACUCAUUGUCACCGUCGUUAUCAUCGUAGGGAUUGCAGUCCUCCUCUUCUGGCUCAUAGUCCGUCCCAACAAGGUUAAGUUCCAUGUGGUUGAUGCCUCCCUCACCGAGUUCAACCUUACCAGCGACAACAUCCUUCAGUAUAACCUUACCGUCAAUAUGACCGUCCGCAACCCCAACAAGCGUAUUGGUAUAUACUUUGAUCGCAUCGAAGCCAAGGCGUACUAUGAGGACGCCUUGUUCGAUUCUGUUGAGUUGGAACGAUAUUACCAGGGCCACAAGUCAACUCAUACCCUGAAUCCAGAGUUUAAUGGGGAGAACUCUGUAUCGCUUGGAGCAUCCGAGCUUUCGACUUUCAAUUCGGAGAAGGCUUCAGGAACUUACAGUAUUGAUGUGAAGCUGCGUCUUCGGAUCAGGUUCAAGUUGGGAAUAUUGAAGAUUGGUACGUUCAAGCCCAAGGUUACUUGUGAUUUGAAGGUUCCUUUGGAUUCUGAUGGGACAAGCAAUGGUACUUUCCAAACCACCAAGUGCGACGUGAAUUUCUGAUCAUCUGAUUCAGGCUCCUGCUCGCCUUCCUGGCUCUUUGAUCCACUUCGUUGUUGAUUUCUUUGAUUUGCAUAUUAUUCUUUUGUUUAUGGGUACACAUAGCAUCACAUAUCGUUUUCUUUCCAUUUCCCUCCCUUUUGUAGGGAUGGUUUAGACGUGAUCAUGUUGGUUUCUUCUUGUUCAUAGAUUAUGCCAUUUUUGGUUAUAUAUAUGUUAUGUUAUAUUUAUGAGUUUGGUUAUAA